AUGGAACCCAAUCUCACCAAGAAUUAUCGUGGCAAGGGCACAAAGGUCAACAUCAUUAACUGUUAUGCCCCAACCAGCAAAAUAGUAGAUGGCCAGCAAGAAGAAUUCCACAGAAGUCUCCGAGGUGUUCUAGAUCACACACUAAGGCGAGACAUCGGAAUUCUUCUGGGUGACUUCAACCUUAAGAUUGGUCAUGAUAACACUGGCAAGGAAAGAGUCAUGGGGCGACACGGGCUUUGCCACAUGAACGAGAAUGGGGAGUGUUUUACCGAUUUCUGUGUCUGCAAUGACUUAGUCAUCGAUGAAGACCUGGACAUUCAUUGGGCAGAACUGAGAAAGACGUGGCAAGAGACAUGCGAUAAACUCUUAGGCAGAAGGUGCGGCCCUAGACAUCAACAGCACAGAGGGACCCCAGCUAAAUGUCAGCACCCACCACCGUCUAAGACAGAGAUUGUUAGAGCUCUGAAACAACUGAAGAAUGCAAAGGCGCCAGAACCAGAUGACAUCCCGCCUGAGGCACUCAACAGAGUUCCACAGAGCAGCACGGUUAUCGGAUGA
This is a messenger RNA of Orbicella faveolata, 558 nucleotides long. Its product is annotated as craniofacial development protein 2-like. Lineage: Eukaryota; Metazoa; Cnidaria; Anthozoa; Scleractinia; Merulinidae. The record is from RefSeq and is a predicted model, not a curated record.